Molecule: messenger RNA, 738 nt
Organism: Rotaria sordida
Lineage: Eukaryota; Metazoa; Rotifera; Eurotatoria; Philodinida; Philodinidae
Source: the annotation of a GenBank genome assembly
AUGGGUGAUACGAAUGGACAAGUAGUAGCUGGUGGCAAUGGCCGAGGAAAUAGAUUGGAUCAAUUGAAUUGUCCAACCGAUGUGUUGAUCGACAAAGAAACGGAUAGUCUCAUUAUUUGUGAUCGAUGGAAUCGACGAGUCCUUCGAUGGUCUCGUCGUAGUGGCACAACUCAAGGAGAAAUUCUCAUCAACAACAUUGGAUGUUGGGGAUUGACCAUGGAUGAUCAGAGAUAUCUCUACAUCUCUGACGUCGAAAAACAUGAAGUAAGACGAUAUCAAAUAGGAGACAAUAAUGGAACUAUUGUGGCUGGUGGCCAUGGCAAAGGUGUUGGUCUCAAACAACUCAACCAUCCGACCUACAUCUUUGUCGAUCAACAACAGACUGUCUACGUGUCAGACCAUGACAAUCAUCGUGUGAUGAAAUGGGAUAAAGAUGCAAAAGAAGGAAUUGUCGUCGCUGGAGGUCAAGGCUAUGGGAAUACUUUGACACAAUUGUCGUAUCCAAAAGGACUGUUCGUCGAUACAUUGGGUACCAUCUAUGUGGCAGACUUGUGGAAUCAUCGAGUGAUGCGUUGGCCUAAAGGAGCAAAACAAGGCACUGUCAUUGUGGGUGGAAAUGGUCGAGGAUCAGGGGCGAAUCAAUUCAACAGUCUCCGAGGUUUGUCCUUCGAUCGACAUGCUAAUCUCUAUGUUGUCGAUUGUGACAAUCAUCGUGUUCAACGCUUUUCAAUCGGAUAG